AUGCCCGCAUGGAUAGGGCGGGGUAGAAAACUGUUCCUGGAAAAUACGUCGGGAGAUGAAGAUUACACGGACACCGAGGGUCAGGGGAACUUUAUACUCAAUUUGAGUGAUUUGAUCAUGCGACUGAAGAACUUUCGUCGCAGCAAACUGCAGCGACUUCCGCUGAUCGAGGCAGAAGUGAGCAAACUUUGCAGCCUGGCACGUGACCAUUUUCUAAAUGAACCCAUGCUACUGGAGGUAUCGGCUCCCAUUCGUGUGGUGGGCGACAUACAUGGUCAGUACUAUGACCUCCUGAAGAUCCUCGACCAUUGCGGGUAUCCUCCGAACACAAACUACCUAUUUCUUGGCGAUUACGUGGACAGGGGAAAGAAUUCGGUGGAGACAAUCACUAUGCUAUUGGCCCUUCGCGUCAAGUAUCCCAAGCAUGUUCAUCUAUUGCGCGGAAAUCACGAAUCCCAGGCGGUAAAUCGGGUCUAUGGCUUCUUCGACGAAUGCAAGCGACGCUACACGGUGAAGUUGUGGAAGACCUUUGUGGAUUGCUAUAAUUGCAUGCCCGUGGCAGCGACCAUUUCGCAUAGGAUUUUCUGCUGCCACGGCGGUCUCAGUCCGCAGCUUAAGGAUCUCAGCGACAUCGACUCGAUCGGUCGUCCUACCGAAAUCCCAGAGACAGGUCUGCUUUGCGACCUGCUGUGGAGCGAUCCGGAUCGCUAUGGUUUCGGUUGGACGCCCAGCGAUCGAGGAGUCAGCUACCUCUACGGCCGCGAUGUUAUCGAAAAGUUUCUCCAGAAGCACGACUUCGAUCUGGUUUGCCGGGCCCAUCAGGUGGUCGAGGAUGGUUACGAGUUCUUUGCCAAACGCCAGUUGGUCACCGUAUUCUCGGCACCCAACUACUGCGGAAUGUACGACAAUGCUGGUGCCUCAAUGGGCGUGGACAAGGAUCUGGUGAUCACCUUUGAUAUACAGCGGCCCGAAAAUCGAAAGGCCACUCUGCGGAAGGUGAGCAUUUCACCUAUAUAUUGA
Drosophila takahashii is the source of this 1020-nucleotide messenger RNA. It is a transcript of the gene PpD6, whose product is annotated as Protein phosphatase D6. Gene Ontology annotation, cellular component: nucleus; cytoplasm. Gene Ontology annotation, molecular function: protein serine/threonine phosphatase activity. Lineage: Eukaryota; Metazoa; Arthropoda; Insecta; Diptera; Drosophilidae. The record is from RefSeq and is a predicted model, not a curated record.